Messenger RNA from Linepithema humile (Argentine ant), 2659 nucleotides. NCBI's taxonomy places the organism in Eukaryota, Metazoa, Arthropoda, Insecta, Hymenoptera, Formicidae. The record is from RefSeq and is a predicted model, not a curated record.
UGAGGUAGCUAUUCUAAAUAAUUACCUAUGCAUACAACAUAUGUAUGUCUGAUUGUCUUGACUCUUUAAUUUUAUUCCAUGAUAUAAUCUUAGCAUUUCUACAAGAUGUUACAAACAUUUAGGAGACAAAUAUUUCAAAAUAUAUUUGGUGGCAAAGGGUUAAACACGUGGUCACCCCUCGCGACAGCGUUUAAUUCCACUGUUGUUGAUGACGUUCAUGCAGUAAAUGUAUCAAAAAAGGAAACAGGACUGUUUGGUAUUCUGGAACUGAAAAGCGAGGAUGGCUUUGAUAUAUUGAAGAAUCGUGCCUUGUCGCAAGUAGAUGUUCUCAUCGAAGAAGCUACGUGUAAAGACCGGAAGAGAAAAAUGGUAGAAAUAUUUGAUGAAUUAUCCAAUACAUUGUGUAAAGUAGCGGAUAUGGCAGAAUUUAUCAGAGUGGCACAUCCUGAUCCACGAUAUGUACGUGCUGCUGAAGAUGCUUGCAUAACUGUCAGUGGUAUAGUCGAAAGGUUGAAUACACAUCGUGAGUUGUAUGAUUCUCUGAAACGAGUGACAAGCAACGGUGAUAUUCGAGUGACAUCGGACAUGGACGAUCACGUGGCUGAAUUAUUUUUAUUUGAUUUUGAACAAUGUGGAAUACAUUUGCUUGAAAGGCAAAGGAGAAAAGUAGUCGAACUGAAUGAUUAUAUUUUGCAAGUGGGUCAAAAGUUUAUGGCCGGCGCUGUUACUCCAAGGACUGUCAACGCCGACGCGUUACCCGACGUUAUCAAACAGUAUUUUGUAACGGAAAAUGGCCGGAUAUUAGUGCAAGGAUUUUACACAGACUCCUCCAAUACCGCUGUCCGCGAAGCAGCAUACAAACUGUUUCUAUAUCCGGACGAACAACAAGAGUACCUUUUGCGCGAGCUCUUAAAUUCCAGACACUCGCUAGCGAAAUCUUGCGGAUUUGUAUCCUACGCACAGAGAGCUGUAAAAGGGAGCACGGUUGAAUCGCCGAUUGUGGUGAGGGAAUUUCUUGACAUACUGAACGACAAUUUGCAACCUAAAGCGGCGCUGGACUUUCGAGAAAUGCAAAUGAUGAAGGAUAUUGAGUCACCUGCGAAACAACGAGCAUUGAUGCCAUGGGAUACCGCUUACUUGACGGCUAAGGCGAAGAAGGCUUGGUUCGACACCUCCGCGACUGAAUUCGCUCCGUAUUUUUCCAUCGGCGCCUGUAUGGAGGGUUUGAAUAUUCUUACCCGAUCGUUGUACGGAGUCGAGCUGAAAUCCGUUUCAGUGCUAGCCGGGGAGGUGUGGGCUAAUAACAUUCACAAGUUAGCUGUGAUAGACGAGGAGGAGGGAAUCUUAGGUUACAUUUACUGCGAUUUCUACGAAAGAGCAGGAAAGCCGAAUCAAGACUGUCACUUUACGAUCCAAGGCGGAAAGCGGUUACCGGACGGUACUUAUCAGAUACCUAUAGUUGUACUCAUGCUGUCACUGCCGCAUCCACGUUUGUCGAAUUUGUGCUUGUUGACGCCUUCAUCCGUGGACAAUUUGUUUCAUGAAAUGGGACAUGCGUUGCACUCCAUGUUCGGUCGGACGAAGUAUCAACAUGUAACUGGGACUAGAUGCAGUACAGAUUUCGCCGAAGUGCCGAGCGUGCUAAUGGAAUAUUUUGCGAGUGAUCCAAGGGUUGUAUCGAAAUUUGCGAAACAUUUUCAAACCCAAGAGCCCAUCCCAGAAAAGUUGUUGCGCACGCUGUGUGCUUCGAAGAAUAUCUUCUGCGCCUCGGAACUGCAGAAUCAAGUGUUUUACAGUAUGCUAGAUCAAGUCUAUCACAGCGGCGAACUAACGAAAUCCACCACCCAAAUUUUAGCGGAUGUGCAGAAAGAAUAUUAUGGUCUUCCUUACGUGAAAGAUACGGCAUGGCAAUUGAGAUUCUCUCACUUGGUUGGAUACGGCGCGAAAUAUUACUCUUACUUGAUAUCUCGUGCCAUAGCAGCCUGGAUUUGGCAAACCUACUUCCACGAUAAUCCUUUCUGUCGGUCAGCGGGCGAACGUUAUCGAAGAGAGUGCUUAGCGCACGGAGGCGGUAAACCGGCGUCGCAGUUGGUAUCGGAUUUCUUGCAUAAAGAAAUUAAUGCUGCUACAUUUGCAAAGUCGUUGAUCAACGAAAUCGAUAUGAAGAAUGUACAUAUACAAACGAUAAAAUAAUGUGACGAGAUGAAGUGAGUGUAUAAUAGCUCAGAGGAAUUUUGCGGAAUAAUUCGCGGUGAAUUGGUGUGUAACAUUUUUAUAAAAUUAGAAAUAGUAAUGAAAUAUACAAGUUGUUUUCAAGAGUUGUUUUUAAUGUGGAAAAUGUUCUUUUUAAUAUUAGACUUUUUAGACGCGCGCGUUUCUAGUUUAACGCAUGUGCGUGGCAAUUUUCCAAAAUAUCACAAUCGAGUCUUCAGCAUCGAAAUUAAAUGUCGAGAUCUGAAUUUCAAUAAAAAAAAAUGUUUUUUUUCGUAACCUUUGCUGUUUGAAAAGUAUCUUGUUUUUGUAUUCGAAAAAAAAUUGAUCCGAGAAAACUUGUUAUUGGAAAAUAAUUACGAUAAAAAUGGAUGUACAAAUUCUUUUUUCAUUUCGUUUCACAAAUCAAAUUCUUACGUUGCGAGAUAAAUAAAUUGUAAUGACAUUA